CAGGGAUUCCCACUCUAGAAUCUAGAGUCUAGAUAUAGCGGUCGCAGGAAAUCACCAGAGGAUUCAGUCGGUUCCACGCGACGGAAGAGAUCGCACGUUUUUUUCAAUUCCUCCAGAAAAAAAAUCAAAAUGAAAAGACAAAAAACAAAAAGAUUUCCCCUGAAAUGUCAAUUUCCAAUUUAACUCAUUACAUUAUCAUUAUUUUAAUUAAUUAAUCGAGUUCUGAUCAAGUGAUUCAAAUAAAAGUUGUACCAGAAUUUUUUAGUAGAAAAAUUAUUCAAUGAGAAAUCAAGGAGAAGGAUGUGAAAUAAAUAAUAUAAUAAAUAAAAAGUGAGAGUUUGAGUGACAAUUGAAUUUUGGGAGAGGGGAAUUGCCUCGUGGAAUUCGGGUUUUUACGCGGGAAUUCGCGGAAUUUCUUGGGGAAUAAUUAAGACGAUGAUGGGUGAUCAAUGUGAGGGGAUUGGAAGGACUAGCCGGUUUUCAGGAUUUUUUUUUUAUCUUCUGGUUUUGAUUCUUGAAAGCACUUCCGCCUCUGGAGAAAAAACAGCAGCACCUGGAAUUCAUCAGAUCUCGCUGAAUGAUUCAAUCGCAGAACCAUUUCGACGACUUCCGGUGGUUGGGAAAUGCUGUCCGAUCAACGAGAUCCUGACGAAAGAUCGGGAUGGAAGGACUGUCUGUCGAAAUCUCAAUUCAACCCUCGAACCAAUAAUUUUCUCUCCGUACUUCAGCGAUUUCAAUAAAACUGGAGUUCUAGCUCCAGGAGAUGAGAAGACGCAUUUUGUCGCCAUCGUCGGGGAUCCCUGCCGAUUCAAAAAGUACAUGCUGGAGCCCGAGGUAACGAGUGACGAUGAACAUUAUUUACUCUUGAAUGGAUCUAUUUUCGGUCCACAUCACAUCCCAUCGAUGCUCUCUCCAGGGAGGGAUUACUGUAUGGAGGUAAUACCUGAUUUGGGACUGAGGACACUAGUCUGUUUCCAAGAAGAGGAGCAGAAAAAAACUGGUGACUUUCGACUGACGUUUUAUGCCUGUGGACUUUUAAUUUCUGUUCCCUUUCUGGUUCUCACGAUCAUCGCCUACUGUAUAACUCCCAGAUUGAUGGAUGUCCAUGGAAAAUCCCUUUGUCAUUAUUGCGGCUGUCUAGCUGUGGCUUUUAUCGCUCUGGCCAUUACGCAAUUAUCCAGUAAUCACUUGAGUGAUGAAAUGUGUAUUUCGACAGCAUUUGUUAUUCAAUUUUCGUUCGUCGCCUGCUUUUUCUGGCUGAAUGUCAUGUGCAUCGAGACUUAUAUGCUCGCCAGGAGGUACAUGACCAGUGGUUGCUCAGCAGCUCAUGAACCUCAGCGAUUAUUUUUUUAUUAUUCCCUCUGGGCUUGGUCACCACCAGCUAUCCUCAUCAUCGUCUCCAUGAUCAUGGAUCUGAGCCCCACUGUACCCAUGACCUACAUCAAACCGAAUUUCGGCUCCCAGAGCUGCUGGUUCCAAUCUGACGUGGAGGCGAUGCCAUACUUCUACGUGCCAGUGGGUCUUCUCCUGGUAUCGAAUAUUGCGCUCUUCACAAUGACAGCAGUAGCGAUAACCCGUCACCAGCGAGACCUGGACCUCCGUCGACUGCGUCAGGACAGAGAGACGAAUCGCGACGAGCGUCGUACCCUGGGUCGACUGAAACGUCUCUUCCUGGUGUGCCUGAGCCUGUUUUUCCUGAUGGGUAUGAACUGGGCGAUGGAGAUAAUCUCCUGGUGGGCAGGUGGUGAUCCCCUCGCGUGGUCAGCCUUCGACCUGGUGAACGCCCUCCAAGGAAUCCUUGUCUUCGGUAUUUUCGUCCUGAGAAAACCAAUCAGGCACCUGGUGUGGUACGAAAUUCAGAAAAUUCGAGGUGUCGAGGGAGCUGAACCCGAAGUCGCCAGCAUGGACCGAUCACUCCUCACUGUCCUCAACAUCGACGCCAUCCCCUCCACCCAGAGGAUGCUGUGAGGACCAAUCAUCGCUUCAGAUUAAAUUCAGAGUGUCCUUUCAGGUGGACCUGAAACUCCAGAAUUCUGGAAAAAAAAUCUUCCAUUUCAAGUGCCUUAGAACGAUUGCCUCAAUUCCAUUUAUUUAUUUAUUUAUUUAUUUUUAUAUCUCAAAUAAUUCCAUCAUUUGUAUUUCCUUAUACAGAUAAUUUAUUAAUGAUUUAUGUAAAUUUACCCCUGUCCUAGUCAGUAUUGCACACGCAGUGCAGUGGGCGAUUGCUACUUGUAAAGUAAUAAAAUAAAGUACAUCUCAUUUUUA
Fopius arisanus is the source of this 2265-nucleotide messenger RNA. RefSeq names its product probable G-protein coupled receptor Mth-like 1. Gene Ontology annotation, biological process: cell surface receptor signaling pathway; G protein-coupled receptor signaling pathway. Gene Ontology annotation, molecular function: G protein-coupled receptor activity. Lineage: Eukaryota; Metazoa; Arthropoda; Insecta; Hymenoptera; Braconidae. The record is from RefSeq and is a predicted model, not a curated record. The transcript has 6 exons. Bases 436 to 1968 code for a protein of 510 amino acids. Gene Ontology annotation, cellular component: membrane.